Molecule: messenger RNA, 633 nt
Organism: Neodiprion virginianus
Lineage: Eukaryota; Metazoa; Arthropoda; Insecta; Hymenoptera; Diprionidae
Exons: 1
Coding region: 1-633 (210 amino acids)
Source: RefSeq, a predicted model, not a curated record
AUGUCGAUCGAAGAACAUAUCGAACGUGAAAACGACUACAUUUGGCGCCUCUCUCGUGCCGUCGACAACCUGCGCAAGCUCGGCGAGGCAAAAAUCACUUACGGGCAGGUGAAGUCGCGGCUUAAUGCCUUAAAUUCAAGUUGGAAUAAGUUCCAAGAGAAUCACGAAAAGAUCAGCGAGAUCAAGUUCGCAGCAAAAGGUGAUCAACUCGACGCGAUCAAAAAGCUUUCUCACUUGGCGAAAGAUUAUUACGGGCUGUGUGAAGAGCACUUCUUGAGUGGCGAAGAAGUGAUGCUUCAUCUUCUCGAAUCGCUAAAGCCUGCGCCUGCAGCAACCGUGCAAGCCGCUGCAGCUCCUCAAGACGCACCAGCAGGAGGAUCAUCAAAACGGUUACCGCGUAUCGAACUGCCCACUUUCGCGGGCAGCUACUCAGAAUGGGAGCCGUUUUACGACCUCUUCUCGUCGAUGGUUCGCGAAAAUUCGCAACUUUUGGAAGUGGAAAAACUGCACUACCUCAAAACCAGUGUGACCGAUGAACCGUUACAACUUAUCAAAAACAUUUCUCUCACCGCAGAAAACUUCCCUCGAGCCUGGGAAACUCUCGUCUCGCGGUACGAAAACAAGAGACUUUAG